Molecule: messenger RNA, 1912 nt
Organism: Osmia bicornis bicornis
Lineage: Eukaryota; Metazoa; Arthropoda; Insecta; Hymenoptera; Megachilidae
Product: probable cytochrome P450 305a1
Exons: 8
Coding region: 223-1686 (487 amino acids)
Biological process (GO): xenobiotic metabolic process
Cellular component (GO): intracellular membrane-bounded organelle; cytoplasm
Molecular function (GO): oxidoreductase activity, acting on paired donors, with incorporation or reduction of molecular oxygen, reduced flavin or flavoprotein as one donor, and incorporation of one atom of oxygen; heme binding; iron ion binding
Source: RefSeq, a predicted model, not a curated record
UAAGCUUAUCGGAAAAGCCGCGUUAUCGGCGGUGGUUGGACAUAAAAAUCCAACGCGACGUAGGAAACGGGAAAUUUGGCAUAUAAGCCGUGGCCAGAGAAUUACUACCGUCUAGCUUACUGUCCAUCCAUUCUUCACAUAUAUAACCAAUUUAAGUUCGCACGUUUUCAUUGAUCAUCGACAUAUUUAUUUUAAGCUUUACGUGGACGAAACGAUUCAGUGAUGUUCAUCACCGUGGUACUGAUAAUCCUGAUUUUGAUUUUAGUGGUAGUCAAGCAUAAAGUGAAAAAUCAACCGCCAGGUCCGUUUCCGUGGCCGGUUAUCGGCAAUCAGUUUCUACUAAAGCGCUUAACUCAUAAAUUGGGAGCACAGCAUUUUGCCUUCAUAGAGCUGUCGAAACGAUACAAUAGUCACUUGAUAAGCCUAGGUUCAGGCGCCAAUAAGGUAUUAGUCGUUUCUGGAAGCGAAUCUUGUAUGAUGGAGGUACUGAAAAGCGAGGAGUUUGAGGGCCGACCAUGGAACGCGUUUAUCGAAAUGCGAAAUAUGGGGAAGAAACAAGGUAUCACGAUGAACGACGGAGAUGAGUGGAGGGAAAUACGUGGUUGGACGAUGCGGACCAUGAGAUCCUUCGGUUUUGGGAAGCAAAACAUGUUGGAUAUGAUCAAGAACGAAUUAAAUAUAAUCCUAGACAAAAUGAAGAAAGGGGGUGUACAACGAUUGAAACCAAUGAUCGUGCCUGCUGUAUUAAAUGUCCUUUGGAUGUUGACGACGGGAAAACCAUUUGGCGAUGAUCGAAAGUUACAGUAUUUUACCGAGUUGCUGGAACGUCGAGCACGAGCCUUCGACAUGAACGGCGGAUUUUUAGCCGCUUUCCCUUGGUUACGUUACGUUGCACCCGAGACCUCAGGGUACAACCUUCUUGUAACGCUGAACAACGAGCUCAAGGCCUUCUUAAUGGAUAUUAUCAAUGAACACAAGCUCCAAUAUUCACCAGAGAAUAACGACGAUUUGAUAGAUCUGUUUCUUCAUGAAAUGUAUAGCGAAAAUAGUUCCAGUUCAAUUUUCAACGAGGAUCAAUUGGUAAUGGUAUUGAUUGAUUUUUUCCUUGCUGGUUGCACCACCACGGCCACGUCCAUGGACUUCCUGUUUCUAAUUAUGGUGUUGCAUCAGGACGUUCAACGUAAACUGCAACAGGAAAUCGAUUCAGUGAUUCCACGUGACGAGUUCCCCGAGUUGAAACACAAGAUAAAGCUUCCUUAUACAGAAGCUGUAAUAACCGAGUCGCAACGACUCUGGCCACCAUUCCCUAUUAUUGGACCACGACGAUGUCUUCGCGAUACAAACCUUGGGGGUUACAAGAUACCAAAAGACUCCACUAUACUGCUAAAUAUGUAUUCCAUUCACGUAGAUCCCGUGCUAUAUCCUGAUCCGCACACGUUCAAUCCCGAACGAUUCAUAAAGGAUGGUGUCUUCGAACCGAAUGUAAACUCUUUGUCUUUUGGAAAAGGAAGAAGAAGAUGUCCAGGUGAAAUGUUAGCAAAGUCUGCGAUGUUCCUUCUAUUCACUGGCAUAAUGCAGAAGUACACCCUACUUCCGGUCCCUGGCAAAGGACCAACUUCCCUAGAAAUUAAUCCUGGCCUGACGAUCUCACCAAAGCCUUACCAGUCAUUAGUUAUGCCACGAUAAUUUCUUUUAUCAGGCAAUUUCUUCCAGUAAUAUUCUUUUGCGUAACUAAAUGAAUAUAUUUAUAAGUGGUUACAAAAUUAAGAUAGGCUUUAUGUUUUCUUUCUCUAUCGUAUUUUCUAUUUCUAGCAUCUAUGACGACGCUUCAUAAUAAAUGCUAAAUACUUAUUAGAAUAAUUAUAAUUAUCAGAAAGUGAAAGAACAAUAAAGGUACAGCAAAGAAAUUAUA